Messenger RNA from Aspergillus piperis CBS 112811, 1719 nucleotides. RefSeq names its product 3-dehydroshikimate dehydratase. Gene Ontology annotation, molecular function: shikimate 3-dehydrogenase (NADP+) activity. The record is from RefSeq and is a predicted model, not a curated record. The transcript has 3 exons. Lineage: Eukaryota; Fungi; Ascomycota; Eurotiomycetes; Eurotiales; Aspergillaceae. Bases 1 to 1719 code for a protein of 572 amino acids.
AUGUCCGCCACCACCACCUCCGACCCCCGGCGCUACGCCUACCUCGUCGGCAUCGGGGUAACUCACUCCAUCGCGCCCCCGAUGCACACCUACGCCUUCAACAGCAUGGGCUACCCAUGGACCUUCAUCGCGCAAGAGUGCCCGACCGUCGAGGACGCCAUGACACUCUUCCGUCAGCCCACCUUCGCCGGUGGUGUGGUAACCAUGCCCUACAAGCGCACCAUUAUGGAGCAUCUCGACGGGCUAGACGAGUACGCUGUGCGCCUCCAAGCGUGCAAUAAUGUCUAUCGCGCAGAAGAUGGCACGCUACGUGGAACAAACACGGAUUGGCGUGGAAUCAAGGGAUGCUUGCUAUCUGCCGACCCAGAGGAGAAAGGGAGGGGUAAGGCCGCGGUAAUUGUGGGCGCUGGGGGAGCGUGUCGCGCGGCGGUGUAUGCGCUGUAUGCGGAGUUGGGAUGUACGCCUAUUUAUGUGGUGAAUCGGGAUGAGGAAGAGGUUAGGGUGUUGAGGGAGGAUACUGAGAAGGAGUAUGGGGAGGGGUUGAAGAUGGUUCAUGUUGAGAGGAUGGAGCAGGUUGCGGGUUUGUUGGAGAAUGCGGCGCCAGGGUAUAUCGUUGGGACGGUUCCUGAUGCGGAGCCGGUGACAGCGGAGGAGAAGGAAGUGCAUCGCAUUGUGGAGGCGUUUUUGGAUGCUCCUACUAAGGGGGUGUUGCUGGAUAUGUGCUUCAAGCCGAGACAGACGAGGUUUCUGAAGAUGGCGCGACAGCGUGGAAAGCAUAUAAAUCUCUCCCAAAUUGCUCAGGCCGGCUUCCAAGGAGUGGAGAUUUUCUACGAAGACCUGGAAUACCUUGCCAAAGAAAAGGGACAACCGACAGAAGAGAAUCUCCUAGCUGCCGCCCGAGAAACCAAGAACAUUUGUAAUCAUCACGGCCUGGAAGUGAUUGGCUUACAGCCGUUCAUGUUUUAUGAGGGCCUGCUGGAUCGAGAUGUCCACCAACAGAAAAUCGCCAAACUUCACACCUGGUUCAAGAUUAUCAAGAUCCUCGGCACCGAUAUCAUCCAAAUUCCGUCGAACUUUCAGCCCGAUGGCAUCUCAGGAGACCUUGAUCUUAUCGUCUCCGACAUGAUCGAGGUGGCCGAUCUGGGCCUGAAGCAAGAGCCGCCAGUUCGCUUCGCAUACGAGAGUCUCGCCUGGGGUACCUAUGUUUCAACAUGGGACACUAUGUGGGAAAUCAUUCAGCGGGUGGAUCGUCCUAAUUUUGGAUGUUGUCUAGAUACCUUCAACAUCGCCGGUCGGGUGUGGGCCGAUCCCGCAAGUCCUUCGGGGAAGGUCCCUGACGCAGAUGCUGUGCUGGCCCAUUCGUUGGAUCACCUUGUCAAGACCAUCGACGUGAAAAAGGUCUUUUAUGUCCAAGUUGUUGAUGCAGAAAAAAUGGAGCAACCAUUGGUCCCCGGCCAUCCGUUCCACGUCGACGGCCAGCCGGCACGCAUGAACUGGAGCCGCAACGCGAGAUUGUUCCUGUAUGAACAGGACAAGGGUGGCUAUCUCCCUGUAGUCGAGGUGGCGCGAGUAAUUCUGAAGGAGCUCGGAUUCGAAGGAUGGGUGUCAAUGGAAUUGUUCUCCAGAACCAUGGCAGAUCCGGAUCCGAGCGUGCCACAGAGUCAUUCCCAGCGAGGUAUCCGAGCCUGGCAACAGUUGGCCAAGGAGUUGGAUCUAUAA